GUCUAAGAAAACAUUGCUCUUGAAGCUUACCGAGAUGGGACAGGCUAGUCCUAAUCACAUUCUGACCUAUUGUUUCGAUUUCGUUCGUUCGUUCUGUCUCUACAAGCAAAUCAAAAUAUAACACUAUGGAGCAAAGCCACACAACAGAGAUCAAAACGGCCCUGGUUGAAACAAAAUGGACUAUCAAAGGUUUCUCUGCCAUCAAAGUUGGACAUCUGUUGUCGCCCAAAUUUGCCGGAACAUCUGCCCACACAUCGCGAACGCUAACAUGGAGGUACAAAUUAGUUCCAAUUGAGGUUGGGGUAACGAUGGAUCCGGCCUGCAAAACAGAAAUGAAAACUGCAGUCUUCUACUCAACCUGGAUCAUCAAAGGAUUCUCCUCUAUCAAGACGGAUAAGUACAGUUCGGCCAUAUUCACCGGAUUAUCCGCGUUUACGUCCCGUGCUGUAUUCUGGUACUUUUCAUUUUACCCGAAAUGCUAUUCUGAUAGGCCAUACGUUGAUGCAAUGUUGAAAAUAGAUAACGGUGGCUCAUCCAAGUUCUACGCAGACGUUGAGCUCGAACUCAACAAACCCUCGAAGGACAAUCCGAAAACCACUGGUCCCACUGCUGUGUCGGGUUUUACAAAGAUUGGCUGUGAUAUGAGCAUGAGCCGGACGGACUGGGAGAGGUAUCUGCUUCAGGAUGAUACGCUUUCACUUCGGUUUAGGAUUUCGCUCCAUGAGAUCGUUUCGGAAAUGCAAAAACCCCUGAAAAUGCUGCCCGAGGAUUCCCAGCUGCUGGACAACUACGCUAGCCUGUUUUCAUCGGGCGAAUUCUUCAGCGACCUGACGGUGGUCAUCGGUAAGCGGGAAUUUCCGGCUCACCGUGCUAUCCUGGCCGUUCGAAGUCCCGUUUUUGCUGCCAUGUUUAAGCACACCGAGAUGGCGGAAUCGCAGCAGAAGCGUGUGGUCAUUCAAGAUAUCGAACCGCACGUCUUCGAGGAAGUUCUUCGAUUCAUCUACACGGACACCGUUCAAGGGCUGGACAAGCUGGCUCAUGAGCUGCUGGCGGCGGCUGACAAGUACGCGCUGGACCGUUUGAGGAACAUGUGCGAGGAGUGUUUGGGCAAAAAUCUGUCGGUGGAAACGGUCACGAAAACGCUACACCUGGCGGACCUGUACCACGCCAAGCAGUUGCAUCAGCUGGCGGUUCAGUUCAUUGCCAAGAACAUCAAGUCGAUGCAGACGCACGAUUGGAAGGACCUGCUCACGAACAAUGCGGACGUUGCGGCUGAAAUGUUCUCAGAACUUACGAAACUACGCUAGGGGCUAAUGAUUUGCGGUGAUUGUUUUUUUCGAAUUCUAAAAUAAUUCAUGAUUAAAAUGUGCUGAAAUUUUAAAUCAAUUCAAAAACAUGAAAAUAAAUAGCUUUAAAUGUG
This is a messenger RNA of Culex pipiens pallens (northern house mosquito), 1420 nucleotides long. RefSeq names its product speckle-type POZ protein-like. NCBI's taxonomy places the organism in Eukaryota, Metazoa, Arthropoda, Insecta, Diptera, Culicidae. Gene Ontology annotation, biological process: proteasome-mediated ubiquitin-dependent protein catabolic process; regulation of proteolysis. Bases 126 to 1307 code for a protein of 393 amino acids. The transcript is spliced from 3 exons. Gene Ontology annotation, cellular component: cytoplasm. Gene Ontology annotation, molecular function: ubiquitin protein ligase binding. The record is from RefSeq and is a predicted model, not a curated record.